UAUCUUCCCCUUCAAUGUGCGCAAAUUUGUUUCAGGCAGACGGUGGGGAUUUUAUAACUGUCGCAUGAGCGCUCUGUAAUUGGAGUAGCUAGUUGGUGUGCGUUUGUGUAAUCUAAUUUAUCUAGUUUCUCAGACUGUACAUUCAACAUGGGGACAGAGCAUGUAGGGAAUGAUGUCGUUUCUAAAGAGAACUUCCAGCCAUGUGCCGAAGACAUACAGAGGUGGAUGGCUAAUGCCUUUGACAUGGUUGGUUUGGCAUAGAGCAGCGCUUCCCAAAGCAAAAGAAGCUUUGGAGAAUGGUGAGGUGCCUGUUGGAUGUCUCAUGGUCUACAACAAUGAGAUUCUUGGAAAGGGGAGAAAUGAAGUGAAUGAAACAAAAAAUGCCACUCGCCAUGCUGAGAUGGUGGCUCUGGACCAGGUGCUGGAGUGGUGUCGUCAUAGAGACCUGGACCCCAGGACAGUGUGUGAGAGGACUGUGCUCUACGUGACUGUGGAGCCUUGCAUCAUGUGUGCAGGAGCUCUUCGCCUGACCAACAUUCCUCUAGUGGUCUAUGGGUGUAAUAAUGACAGGUUUGGUGGCUGUGGAUCUGUUCUAGACAUCCCCUCGGCUGAUCUACCUCACACUGGCUCAUCAUUUAAGUGUAUCUCUGGCUUCAGAGCAGAGGAAGCAGUGGAGAUGCUGAAGGAGUUUUAUAAACAGGAGAACCCUAAUGCUCCCAAGCCGAAGACGAGGAAGGAGUGAUAUUUUGUUGGUGUCCAGCAGGGGGCUCUAGACUUUAAGAAAUGAGGUGAGGAGCAGAGAAGGAUGAUGUAAAUGGAGUAGCUACAAAGCUUUUUCCCUAAACAGACUUGGAUUUGUCUUUCUGACAAAGGAAUCAAAUAGAUUUUUUUUGUGUUCUCACUUAUUUGCUCAGACGUUUGUGUUAGCACUCAUUUUCAUUUUCAUAUUAUUGACAGGGCGGCAGGGUAGCCUAGUGGUUAGAGCAUUGGACUAGUAACCGGAAGGUUGUCAGUUCAAACCCCCGAGCUGACAAGGUACAAAUCUGUCGUUCUGCCCCUGAACAGGCAGUUAACCCACUGUUCCCAGGCCGUCAUUGAAAAUAAGAAUGUGUUCUUAACUGACUUGCCUGGUUAAAUAAAGGUCAAAUUAAAAUUAAAAAACAGUAUAUUAGACCCUUACAGUAUAGUUUGGCUGGACACAAACGUCUGGAAAGUGGCUUGAUUGUGACGCUUUGCAGGCUCUGUAUCUUUCCUGUGUGUUUGGCUAUGUGAGGAGCUGCUGCUGACUUUAUUAUGGUUAUUAGUGUGCAGUACCAAGUAGACAGAAACUGUCCGGACUGCAUUAUUGUCUGGCUUCUCUUCUUCUCCAUGUUCUCAUCUAACCCAGAAUGUGAUCUCACUCCGAGCACCCUGGGUCUAGGAUGAGCUGAGCUUAAGGCAGGUACCGGGGGCCCCUCAGCAACCUCUAAAGGAGCUCUCUCUCUCUCUGGCGUCAGUCAUCAGCUGCCGUCAAGGAUCUGAAAUCAGUGUUGCCCCCCGAGGCCAUUUCCAACUCCAAUGUAUCAUGUCUGUGAUAGUUUCUGGGUUUGUUAUGCAUGUCUUGGAUUGUUAAGUACUGGCGUCGUCAUGUACAAUAGGAUGGUGGGGUUCUCUACUUUGAAAAUGUUGUGAUUACUAAGUGGCAUAGCUGCUUUGUGAUUUAUUUAUUUUCUGCUGAAGAACAAAUACGUAUUCACAGCAUUAGUCUCAGCGGGAGAAGGAACACUGAAUAGUAUAAUAGACUGGGAGCGCCCAUGCAGACAGUCCUGUCUCUCCUACUGAAUGACUAGGCCAGACUUCACUGCAGAGGGACCAUAUUUCAAUGUGGGACCAACUUAUUUCAGAUCAGAAAGGAGACAAAUGUCCGUUCCAUCGACUCCCGCAGGUAUUUUGAUCUCAGUCUCAGUAACCACCAACACUCACACCAGCACUGCAGUUUGGUGUGUGACAAACGGAAUGUGUUUGUAGCAUAGAGCACAGCUGUGAGGGGUAAUAGUCUGUCUGAAGCGCCUCCCCUUCACUUGCAGCAGGCAGGCAGCAUCCCUCAGCCUUAAACCCUUAGUGGUCUCUUCCCUGGACAGGAUCAGGAACAGAGGAAGUAACCGCCCAGUCAGCAUCAGACAGUUCCGGUUGUACCAGCUCCAAGUGACUGCUCCACACUGACCUGCUGUAGCUUUCACUAUGGUUUAAAACUCUCUCUUGUAAAUCUAAUAAAACCUUUUUGAAAUGCA
Oncorhynchus kisutch (coho salmon) is the source of this 2270-nucleotide messenger RNA. RefSeq names its product adenosine deaminase tRNA specific 2 (gene adat2). Gene Ontology annotation, molecular function: tRNA-specific adenosine-34 deaminase activity; zinc ion binding. Bases 170 to 742 code for a protein of 190 amino acids. The transcript is spliced from 6 exons. Gene Ontology annotation, biological process: tRNA wobble adenosine to inosine editing. Gene Ontology annotation, cellular component: nucleus; cytoplasm. Lineage: Eukaryota; Metazoa; Chordata; Actinopteri; Salmoniformes; Salmonidae. The record is from RefSeq and is a predicted model, not a curated record.